Molecule: messenger RNA, 395 nt
Organism: Staurois parvus
Lineage: Eukaryota; Metazoa; Chordata; Amphibia; Anura; Ranidae
Source: the annotation of a GenBank genome assembly
AGAGCCGAAGAUGUCGGCUCGGUCCCAUGUGAUCAGCUGUGUCCAAUCACAGCUGAUCACAUCAGUGCCACCUGUCAGUGUCCAUCAGUGCCAGCUCUCAGUGCUCAUCCAUGCCACCUGCCAGUGCCCAUCAGUGCCACAUUUCAGUGCCCAUCAGUGCCACAUCAAUGCCACAUAUCAGUGCCCAUCUGAGCUGCCUUUCAGUGUCUCCCAUCAGUGCCAGUCAGUGCCACCUAUCAAUGCCAGUCAGUGCCACCCGUCAGUGCCAGUCAGUGCCGCCUAUCAGUGACAGUCAGUGCCACCUGUCAGUGUGCAUCAGUGCCACCUAUCAGUGCCCGUCAGUGCUGCCUAUCAGUGCCGUCUAACAGUGCCAGUCAGUGCCACCUAACAGUGCC